AUGAGCAAUCAGAUAGAGGAAAACUUUGUUUUUUCAGUUUGCAUAAUAACCUUUAUGCUGGGGCUAAUGGUCAAUACGUUUAUACUAGCCGUGAAUGUUUCUUGCUGGUUGAGGCAGAGACGGAUUAAGGCUUCUGGCCAAAUUCAAUGCUCCCUAGCCAUCUCUAGAUUGUGCUUUCAAUUUUUAUUUCUAUAUGAAAUCUUAAUAAUUUCUUUUCAGCACAUACUGGUUUUGGAUGUAAAUUUUUUUCUAACUGGGUUUUGUAUGUUGCUGGUCUUCUACUCCAAUCUUUGGUUUGCAGCUUUGCUUUCUGCUAUCUACUUCUUGAAAAUUGCGAACUAUAGCCAUGACGUCUUUUUGUAUCUAAAAAGGAUGCUAUCGCAAAAAAUGUUGUAUUUCAUAUGUGCAGCUGUGUUGAUAGCUUCAUGCAAUUCCUCUCUGGAUUUAUGGAUUGUUUCCACUGAAUUGGACAUUAGCAAUUCCACAAUUAUGCUAUAUCUACAAAGGAUUCAAUGCAAAAGUAGAAAGCUCAGCAUGUAUUAUCUUACUUAUACUCUUGGAAACUGUGGCCCCUUCAUCAUAAACAGCAUUUCGCUGUUUCUCUUACUGUCCUCUCUGUGUCGUCACUUGAAGCAAAUGAAGAGCAGAGACACUGGUUUUACAAGACACCUUGACAGUUACUAUGUUGCUAUUAAUUCAAUUGCUGCUGCUUUUGUCUUCCAAGGUUUGCAAUUUGGCACCAAUAUCGCCUACAUGUUUUGCAUCUAUUCAACUGAAGGAAUGUGGAUACAAAUGCUAUUAUAUGUCUUACCUUCUCUGCACUCCUGUUUCCUGAUCUAUAUAACCACCAAUCUAAGGCAGCAAUUCUAUAGUAUACUUCAACGUGGGGCAAACUGUUUUUUGAGAAGAAGAGAUGCUGACCCCAAUCUGGUGACCAUCACUUGA
Messenger RNA from Pelobates fuscus (common spadefoot toad), 945 nucleotides. Its product is annotated as taste receptor type 2 member 114-like. The transcript has a single exon. Lineage: Eukaryota; Metazoa; Chordata; Amphibia; Anura; Pelobatidae. Gene Ontology annotation, biological process: G protein-coupled receptor signaling pathway; sensory perception of taste; detection of chemical stimulus involved in sensory perception of bitter taste. Gene Ontology annotation, molecular function: G protein-coupled receptor activity; bitter taste receptor activity. The record is from RefSeq and is a predicted model, not a curated record. The coding region runs from base 1 to 945 and encodes 314 amino acids. Gene Ontology annotation, cellular component: membrane.